AUGGCUCCCAAGCGCCACGCGGCCUCAACUACCUCCGCGGCAUCCUCCACGCCCACGCCCACACCCGCACUCACAACACCGAAGCUCUCCUCAGGCCCAACAACCCUCAAGACCAAUGCCUCAGCCGCUGAAAUUGCUAGCCAUGUCUGGCAGCAGUAUGCAUCUACAACGCCGCAGCGGACACUCCUCCUAGAUGCCUUCAUGGCGUUCCUGGUUCUUGUUGGUGGAUUGCAGUUUGUGUACUGUGUUGUAGCUGGGAACUAUCCCUUCAAUGCCUUCCUCAGUGGCUUUAGUGCUGCUGUUGGUCAAUUCGUCCUUACGGCAAGUCUGCGCAUGCAAACUAGUGACAGCGGUACUGGUUCUGGAUCAAAGCCGAGCUCUAAGGGGAAGAAUGCGCGCUUUGCAGAUGAGAGUGAAGAACAGGGGACGGGUAUUUCACAUGAGAGGGCCUUCGCCGAUUACAUCUUCGGAAGCUUGAUCCUACACUUUUUCUGUGUCAACUUCAUCAACUGA
Molecule: messenger RNA, 513 nt
Organism: Penicillium psychrosexuale
Lineage: Eukaryota; Fungi; Ascomycota; Eurotiomycetes; Eurotiales; Aspergillaceae
Product: putative oligosaccharyl transferase subunit Dad1
Exons: 3
Coding region: 1-513 (170 amino acids)
Biological process (GO): protein N-linked glycosylation
Cellular component (GO): membrane; oligosaccharyltransferase complex
Source: RefSeq, a predicted model, not a curated record